Molecule: messenger RNA, 843 nt
Organism: Saccostrea cuccullata (small rock oyster)
Lineage: Eukaryota; Metazoa; Mollusca; Bivalvia; Ostreida; Ostreidae
Product: phosphatidylinositol N-acetylglucosaminyltransferase subunit P-like
Exons: 4
Coding region: 74-487 (137 amino acids)
Biological process (GO): GPI anchor biosynthetic process
Cellular component (GO): endoplasmic reticulum
Source: RefSeq, a predicted model, not a curated record
AACAGAACAAAUUAAGCAUUUAAAAAUUUAGAUGCAGACGUUUGAAUUAAAGAAGGACAGUUAAAUUAAUUUAAUGGUUGCCAAAAGGAAGGAUAGGCAGAAUAAAGAAUCCAGAUCACCGCCUUCACCAAUACAUGUACCAGAAAGAGCAACCUAUGGAUUCGUUUCCUAUUUGUUAUGCUACAUUUCAUUUGGUAUCUUUUUGAUUUGGGCUUACACUCCUUACUCUUAUCUGGAAUGGAUUGGUCUUACCUACUGGCCUAGCAAGUUUUUAGCUGUUGCCAUCCCGCCUUUCCUCUGUGUCUUAUUCCUGGGUAGCUUUGUAUUCUAUGAAGGCCUAAUCUUUACCAAUACGGCACCAGUGGAUUCUCCCAGUACUGUCUCGGAUUCAAAGAAGGUGGAUUACAAACAUUUGCCAAAAGAUGCUAUUACUCCAAUAGAAGAGUUAUCAAUAUGUGAUGUGAAUAAGGCAUUAUAUGGAACAUGAUUCAAUAUGUUAAGCUCUGACAGUGAUUUGAAGCUAUCCUACUGCUAAUGGAAACCUACAUUCCUAAAAGUUCAGGGGUUAAUUAAACUUGAUAUAUGCAGUUGCAAAUAUAAGGAAACAUCUUAAAGACCAAUAUAAAGAUUACUAUGUAUAAUCUUUAUUCUCUCUUUGAUCUCUCAUAGAUCUGAAAAAGGAACAUCUCUUUUGUUAAAAGUAUUGAAAGCUUGCAUUUUUGUCAAUAUCAGAAAAGUUUAUAUUAGGGAUAAUAUUGUUCUCCUGAUAGUUAAACAAUCAACAAUUACAAUUACCACUAAAUGAAAAUUUCAUUCAAAAAAUAUGUUUCAAAAUCAGAUAAA